This is a messenger RNA of Microplitis mediator, 3587 nucleotides long. Its product is annotated as presequence protease, mitochondrial. Gene Ontology annotation, molecular function: metal ion binding. Gene Ontology annotation, biological process: protein processing. NCBI's taxonomy places the organism in Eukaryota, Metazoa, Arthropoda, Insecta, Hymenoptera, Braconidae. The record is from RefSeq and is a predicted model, not a curated record. Gene Ontology annotation, cellular component: mitochondrial matrix. The transcript has 2 exons. Bases 207 to 3278 code for a protein of 1023 amino acids.
AAAAAAAAACAUCCAAAAAAGCAACUACUUUUUUUUUACUUCAAAAACACGUUGUGUAAAAACAAAAUAAACAAAACAUUAGUUACUAUUUUAAAAGUUGAUUCGUUUAAUUAUCCAUCAAUAAUCAAAUAAUUACUUGUUGCUGUUUAAAUAAUAACAAUAAUUAACUUUAAAGAAAAAAAGGUAUAAUAUUUAAAUAAACAGAAAUGUUACAACGAUUUACUAUGGCCAAGCGUGCGCUUCUUGCCGCUCCACGUGCGUAUUAUUCAACUCGUCCUGCACAAAUGCCAAUAAUUAAUAAUAAUAAUAAAGAAGAUUACAAAGAAGGUGAUGAAUUACACGGUUUUGUUGUCAACGAAAUCAGUAGAAUUGACGAAAUGUAUUUAGAUGCGAUUCGCUUGACGCAUUCAAAAACAGGAGCGCAAUAUUUGCACUUGAAUCGGGAUGACAGCAAUAAUGUAUUUUCUAUAAAUUUUCGUACGACUCCAAUGGACUCAACAGGAGUACCUCAUAUUCUUGAACACAUGACACUGUGCGGAAGUAAACUCUAUCCUGUACGUGAUCCAUUUAUGAAAAUGCUGCGCAGAUCAUUGGCAACAUUUAUGAACGCAAUGACUGGUCCUGAUUACACAAUGUAUCCAUUUUCAACCCAAAAUCUCAAAGACUACAAUAAUUUACAGUCAAUUUACGCUGAUGCGGUCUUCAGACCUCUUCUACGUAAGCUAGAUUUCGACCAAGAAGGCUGGCGACUCGAGCACACUGAUUUGAAUGACAAAAAUAGCCCGGUAAUAAUAAAGGGAGUUGUUUUUAAUGAAAUGAAAGGAGUUUUUAAUGAAAAUCAAUCUAUUUUUGCUGAAAAAUUACUGAAUUACAUCUUACCCAGUCACACAUACUCGGUUUGUUCCGGUGGGUAUCCGCUGGAUAUUCCAAAGUUGACCUACGACGCGUUGAAAAAUUUUCACAACAAAUAUUAUCAUCCGUCAAACACUAAAAUUUAUUCCUACGGUAACUUUGACUUCAAAAAUAAUCUCAAAUUUUUGAAUGACAGAUAUUUAAAUGAUUUCGAUAAAAUAGACGCAAGUAUAUCGUCAGUACCAUCGGAAAUUCGUUGGACGGAACCAAGAUAUAAACACGUAACUUGUAAUAAUGAUCCUCUUGCUCCAAAUCCUGAAAGACAGAGUGUCAUUGCGAUAGGAUAUCUCUGCAAUGAUAUCACAGACAUACAAACAACUCUUGAAUUAAAUAUCAUUUCCGAAUUACUUUUGAAAGGACCAACAUCAGCAUUUUAUAAAUCUCUGAUCGAAUCAGAUUUAUCAACUGGUUUUGGUCCUUUUACUGGCUACGAUUAUCAAUUGAAAGAUACGAUAUUUGCUGUCAGUUUACAAGGAGUUAAAUCUGAUGAUUUUAAAACUAUUGAGAAAGUCUUCCAUCAAACAAUUGACGGCGUAAUUGAAAACGGGUUUGAAAAAGAUCACAUUGAUGCUGUACUACACGGGAUCGAAUUGAAAAUAAAACAUCAGGUAUCGAAUUUCGGAAUGAAUCUACUGUUUGGUCUCACGCCAUUAUGGAACCACGAUGGUAAUUUGGUUGACUCAAUGAGAAUAAAUAAAUUAAUUAAGAACUUCAAAAUGAAAUUACAGCAAGACGAUAAAUAUUUGAAUAAAGUAAUCGAGAAAUAUAUUAAAAAUAAUCAACAUUGUUUGAUAUUAACGAUGUCCCCGGAUGAUAAUUAUCAAUUGAAUUUACAAAAGGCCGAGGAUAAAUUACUUGAAGAUAAAUUAAAUGAAUGUUCCAAAGAUGAUCUAGAUAAAAUUUAUGAAAACGGUUUAAUUUUGCGGAAUGAUCAAGAAAAAAAUCAGGAUUUAAAUAUAUUGCCAACGUUAAAAAUAAGUGAUUUAAAAAAUGACGUUGAUCGCUAUGCCACAAGUGAUAUUUUAAUUUCCCAUGUUCCGGUUCAAUUGUCAAUCCAACCGACAAAUGGAGUUUCUUAUUACCGCGGUAUCUUAAGUACAAACAAACUUGAUGAUGAGUUAAAACAAUUAAUCCCAUUAUUCAAUACCGUUAUUGCUAAAAUGGGAACUGAAAUUCAUGACUAUCGUAGUUUUGAUCGUUUGUGUCAACUAAAAACCGGUGGGUUAAAUUUUUCAAGUCAUGUUUCGGAAAAUAAAGACAAUAUUUAUAGUUAUGAAGAAGGAAUUUUGAUAAGUUCGUAUUGUUUGAAUCAUAAUUACGAAGAGAUGUGGAAAUUAUGGAGCGAAUUAUUUAAUAAAGUUGAUCUAGAAAAUAAAGAACGAUUUGAAACUCUUGUAAAAGUAGAAGCUAGUGAUUUAUCAAAUGGUAUUGCUGAUGCCGGUCAUAUUUAUGCUAUGAGCAGCGCCGCUAGUUUGAUAUCACCGGUAGCUAAAUUCAAAGAAAAUAUAUCUGGGCUCGAGUAUGUCAGUCGCAUUAAAAAAAUCACUCAAAAUAACGAAUUUCUGUCUACUUUGAGUAAAAUUAAAUCCAUUAAAAACGAUGUGUUGAAUAAAUCGCACUUACGCACGGCGAUUAAUUUGUCAAUUAAUGAUGAUAAUGACAAGAAAAAUAUAAUUGAAGGACUGAGAGAAUUUUAUGAUGGCAUUGACGGACAGCCAGAUGAUGAUAAAUCACUAAAAUAUACUGCUGGUGAAUCAUUACUAUUAAAUGAUGAUAAAAGUGGUUUGGAAAAAGGGAUUCAUCAUAUUAUGCCUUACAAUACAAAUUAUACAUCGAAGACAUUAAUAACUGUACCUUACAAUGAUCCUGAUUUUGCUGCGCUGCGUAUUUUAUCUAAAUUAAUAAGUUCGAUUUAUUUAUUGAAAGAAGUCAGAGAAAAAGAAGGCGCUUAUGGUUCUGGCGCGACUGUAUCAUCUGAUGGAAUCUUUACAUUUUACUCAUUUCGGGAUCCAAACAGCACUAAAACAUUCGAUACAUUUGAUAAUACCUAUGACUUUUUGCUUAAUUAUAAUUUGAAAGAUACUGAUCUUGAUGAAUCUAAAUUAGGAGUUUUUCAAAAUCUUGAUAUGCCCAUCGCGCCAAGUGAUCGUGGGAUGAAAAAGUUUUUGAUGAAUUUAACUGAUGAUGAUGUACAGAAUCAGAGAAUGAGAUUGAAGAAUGUUAGUAAAGAUGACAUUAUUAGGGUUGCGGAAAAGUAUUUGAAACCUGGUGUUGAUGGUAUUAAAGUUGGAAGAGCUAUUAUUGGACCGCCAAAUGCUGAUUUGCUUGAUAGAAAAACUCAAAAUUGGAAAAUUGUUGAACAAUAGGAUUUGUAAAUUUAUGUGUACAGACUACCCGUCAUAAGCCUCGUCUAGGAGACGUAGGAAAUUGUUCCUGUAACUUUAGCCUACAACAUUCUCCCACUUUUCUUUACGCAUGCUCAGUUUAGAAAUGUUCGGUAGUGGGAGUAACCCGAAGUUCAUUCUCUCUCUAGGACAAGUUUAGUCAACUGUAUUAUAUUUAUUAUUAAUGAUAAUAAUUAUUAAAAGUGUAACUUUUUGUAAUAAAAUGUUAAUUUUACUGAUAAAUAUUUAUAAUUUGAAAUAGUCAUGUAUUUUUUGUGAUUAAAAAAAUCA